AUGCCUCCACAGGCAUUCAGUACCACAACUCCAACAAGUUCUUCAGACCGCGAAAGACAGUCGACUACAGACUCAAAACACCGCCAGAUCAGAGAUGGUUCAACUAGCAAACAGGGUCGAAGUUCAAACCGCAUCCUUGGUGACUACACCUUGACCAAGACACUUGGAGCUGGCAGCAUGGGGAAGGUCAAGUUGGCUAUUCACAAUGUCACAGAAGAGAAGCUCGCCGUCAAAAUCCUCCCCCGAGUGUAUCCUCAGGCUGUCCCGCCAAAUGGUUCAAAUGCGACUCCAGAAGCAGUCGCAAAGCAGGCUUCAAAAGAUGCUUCGAAAGAAAUACGCACUAUCCGUGAGGCUGCCCUCUCCAUGCUUCUCCAUCACCCGUACAUCUGCGGCAUGCGUGAGAUGAUCGUCCAUCAACACCAUUACUACAUGGUCUUCGAAUAUGUAAACGGUGGUCAGAUGCUCGAUUACAUUAUCAGUCAUGGUCGCUUGCGGGAACGUGUCGCUCGCAAGUUCGCUCGUCAGAUAGGAAGUGCGCUAGAUUACUGCCAUCGGAACAAUGUGGUCCACCGAGAUCUCAAAAUCGAGAACAUCCUUAUUUCUGAGACAGGAAACAUCAAGAUCAUCGACUUUGGCCUGUCCAAUCUCUACGACCCUUCCACCACUCUGUCGACCUUUUGUGGUUCCCUAUACUUUGCAGCUCCCGAGCUCCUUAACGCGAAGGUCUACAUAGGACCAGAGGUUGAUGUGUGGAGUUUUGGAGUUGUCUUGUAUGUGCUCGUCUGCGGCAAAGUACCUUUCGACGAUCAGAGCAUGCCCGCACUGCAUGCUAAAAUUAAGCGCGGAUUGGUUGAGUAUCCUGUGUGGCUAAGCGCAGAAUGCAAGCACUUGCUCUCCCGAAUGCUUGUCACUAACCCCGCUGUGCGUGCCUCGCUUACCGAGGUACUUGAGCAUCCAUGGAUGACUCGCGGCUUUAGUGGCCCCCCUGACACACAUAUGGUACACCGGGACCCGCUCCGACCUGAUGACCUUGAUAAGCAAGUCAUGAGAGGCAUGAGAGGCUUCGAAUUUGGGACCGAGGAGGAGAUCGAACGAAACCUCAGAAAAGUGCUCGAAUCUGAUGCUUAUACCCGCGCGGUCCAAGCAUGGGACCGCAAGCGCGGUGGUCGCAAUGGCGCUAAUCACCGUUUCGAGUUCUCUAACUCUUCCCUCGCUAUAUCCUUCGAUGGAUCGGCCACGAAUACACACAAGAAUGAGUCUACGAUGAGCCCUUCGAAAAAGUCGAAGCGUUUCUCCGGAUUCGACUUUUAUCGCCGGAAGCUGUUCUCUCCUUCCUCAUCGCCACCCACCACCCCUUCUCACUCGCCCCCCACCUCCCAGUCGCUUUUGUCCAUCGGCGAUGGCGCACGUGACCCCCUCGACCCAACGCAGGGAUUCCAUCCACUAGUCACGAUGUAUUACUUAUCCCGCGAGAAAUUGGAGCGCGAACGCGUCUAUGGCCCCGGGCGCUUUGCUAGCUCUCAGCUUUCCCUUCAAUCGGCUACCGCGGCUAAUACAUCUGCCGCCGAUGCUUCUGCACCACCUCCCUACCCGGCUAAGACCUUCACUCAACCUGCUCCUGUCAAGAAGGAGCCACAGCCGCUCACCACCUCUGCAUCUGCUAAAGCAGACUACAGCAUGCCACUCCCGCGCCUUCCUGCGCCUGAGACGUCCCACUACUCCGACAUGUCAUAUGAUGCAGCAUCCGCAGCGGCCUCACCGACUUCUGCUGCAUUCCAUGGACAAGUGAGAGCGCGUGACUCAGGGCUGCCUCCACCUGCUACGAAGCGCAUCGAUAUUCCCCAGCCGUCCACACCAACACCAGGGCCGGCGACAUCACUUCCGCGUGCUCCACCUGCAUCCACUCAUCGCCGCAGCCACAGCAUGAGCCAGCGACCAACUGCACUCCGUGGAUGGGGUGGAGUGUUUGUUAGUGGUGAAAAUCGUGUAGAGGAGCACGGCGAGGAGCAGGUCUCCCAUUCGGCUGGUCUGGAGGGUGAGUUUGCGGAGCAGGAUAAGGUUCUGUCCGAGGAGGACCGUGCACACACACACGAAGGUCCGUUGUCCGCUGGCGCGACGCUUGUGCGCAGGUUCGGCACGCUUCUGGUUGGGAAGGGCGAUGAUCAUAAACGGAGUGUUGGUAAGCGGACGACGAUGUUGGGCGGUGUGCCAUUGCGAUCCUCGGGAGAUGAUGGCGAGAAGGCUUCGGAAGCGUCUUGGAAGCGGGGCGCAGAUGCUGAUGUGCGCAGAUCCUCCAUCGUUGCGCCUCAGCCUAUUACUGCUAGCCAGAGCCAGCCUCUUGGGAAUGUGCACAGGCGGGCUGCCACGAUCCUUGAUCCCCAAGGUCGUCAAAUACGGCACGAGCGCCGGAGUAGCACUGGUGGAGCUUUGUUGCCUAGUAUUGGUGGCACCAUUGGACGACACCGUCGGCCAUCGACCGGUUAUGGGGCGAGCAGUGGACGUCCAACUGGCUUGAGUGGCUUUGGAACUGAAAAGGUGGAGGAGAAUGUUGAGCAGGAAGCAGCUGAUCAGGACGAGGGCUUCAGGGAUGAGCAGAGUGGACACCACAGUGAUAAGGAAUUCAAGCCUGUGCAUCUUAAGGGGCUGUUCAGUGUUGCAACCACUUCUACAAAACCUCCAUCAGUGCUCAAGGCUGAUAUCAAGAAGGUUCUGGACCGAAUGCAGGUUCAAUAUCGGGAGACUCGGGGUGGCUUUGAGUGCAUUCAUGUACCCUCCAUUGACAUUUCGUCUGUCCCCGAACCAACUCAGGUCCAAGGGCGUUCUAGUCAUCACCGCAGGACUGGUUCUAAUGGCUCCAACGAGACUGGAAUUACGCCUCGAUCGCUUGUCAAGAAAGCGUCGAAGAUGUCUUUCGGUAUGAAGUCUAAGGAGCGGGAAAGAGAGAGCAUGAAGGAAAAAGAGCACGAGGCUCCCUUGGAGAAAGAGCUUCCUCACAGACCAUCGAUUGGGACUGCAUUAAGCGCCACCCCCAGCAGCGGAUCAUCUUCAUUCUUCAAUGUCUCCUCGAACACCCACACCAUUGUGGCAGACAGUUCCCGGCAACAAGAAGCCAACACACCUGCGCCGGGGACACCUCAUGAGGAACGUCGUGAUCCAUUCGGCUCGCAAACGCCGGUCAAAGGCAAGGUCCUACCACCUAUACCCCGCGACUUUACUGCUACGCCACAGCCGCACGCUCCGCGGCCAGCACCGGCACCCUUCCCUACCGGUGAAGUCGAUCGUGAAAUCUUCGAAUCUAUCGGUGCUAGUUCACUGUCAGUUCGUUUCGAAAUUAACAUUAUUAAGGUUCCUUGGUUGCCACUCCACGGCAUACAGUUCCGAAGGGCUGGUGGCGAUGGCUGGCAAUACCAGAUGCUCGCGCGGAGAGUUCUUACUGAGCUUAAGCUAUGA
Molecule: messenger RNA, 3450 nt
Organism: Suillus clintonianus
Lineage: Eukaryota; Fungi; Basidiomycota; Agaricomycetes; Boletales; Suillaceae
Exons: 6
Coding region: 1-3450 (1149 amino acids)
Biological process (GO): microtubule cytoskeleton organization; protein phosphorylation; intracellular signal transduction
Cellular component (GO): cytoplasm
Molecular function (GO): ATP binding; tau-protein kinase activity; protein serine/threonine kinase activity
Source: RefSeq, a predicted model, not a curated record